AUGCCACUAAUAUGUAUCGGUUGGCGUGAGUUAUUUCAAGUGCUGGCACUUAUCAAGGAUGUCGAGCAGCCUCUCAUGUUGGCCACUCGACUCAGCACGGCAGCAUGUUCCAGUGAGCAGAUUGCUUUUAUUUUGGGCGUUCGACCGACCAUUUCGACGCUGGUCUGGAGCGAUGAAACGGAUUUGGUGCACGAUUGGUCCGAAAUAAUUAGCCUUCGAUCGGGACCUUAUUCCAAACGACUGGUAUUUGAUUUGCACGCCAAACAUCGCGCUGCCCUGAAAUUACUUCCAUAUUCUAUCGCAACGAGUGAAACGGAAUUUGCCCGCAAUAAAUGGAGUCUCGUUGAAUUUCCAUCCGCAACGGCCCAGUCAUCGGGAGCAAUUCUGAGCAACGAAGGUGUUGCAUUUCUGGGCUGGCCGACUGCCUUCCUCAUUUCGUUGCUACAGCGACCGCUAUUUCCCAGUCUUCAGCGGAUCACAGCACAGCUAAUAUUUGUGAAAAAGAGGCGAAAUGGUGAUAAUGAUUUGCUGAAAAAUAGUGGCUUUACGAUAUAUUUGCUCGAGAAAGUGCUCGACCUGCAGUCACCCGAAAUCACGACCGGCAUCAAGGUGUGA
This is a messenger RNA of Gongylonema pulchrum, 615 nucleotides long. NCBI's taxonomy places the organism in Eukaryota, Metazoa, Nematoda, Chromadorea, Rhabditida, Gongylonematidae. The record is from the annotation of a GenBank genome assembly.